AAGAAGAUAAGCUCGUAGCCAAGCGGUUACAUAUUCGCGAGAGAGCAAAACACGGCAGAAGGAAGGCUGAAACACCGCUCUCUUCAUGUGACUCUUGGAUAAUUAUGGUUUAGCACAAGUCUCGGAUCUCGCGUGCCUUGUAGGGAAGAUGAAUAACAAUACAGACUUGAUCAAUCAAUACAAAGGGGCCUUCCCAGCAUUUGGAAGCUAUAUGGAGUGUAUGUCUCGCACUCUUCUGACUGGCCUCUCCUCCUUCUGUCUAGCAUUUGGUGGAACAUACAUUACACAGCAUCUGACAAGCAAAUAUCUGCCUUAUGGGCGCAAGAAUCACAUCAUAGUGUCCAGUCUGAUUGCUUGUGCUGUUGCAUACAAAGUCACAUCCAUAAGGGCAGAGGCUUGCCAGGCUGGGUGGAUGGCAGCUGAAGAUAAACAUACAUAUUUAAACCCUAUUUCCGAAAGAGAAAAAACAGUUGAUGAAGAGAAAGAAUAGAAAAUAAAAUGUAGAAAUAAGAUUUUCUUUUUGUUCUGAAAGAUUGUUAGAAAUAUUUCAUAAGCAAGAUGGCUCUUUUUUUUAGUUCACAUGUGGGAAAGUCUAUUCAUAGAACAUUUUAUAUGAAAUUUGCUCAGGUAUACUUAAACAGCUCCAGAUGUACAAGUAUUGUUUCAAUUAAUUUUCCCAAGAAUUGCACUGUGCAGAAUAUCAAGUUUGCAAACCACAAAGUUCAGAAUGGGGAUCAUCUAAGAAGCAAACACACAGGUAUUUGUGACAGUUACCACUUCAGAAUUGCUACGUUAAACCAUAAGAGAAGCUUCACCACUUCAAAAUCCAUGCUAAAAAAGAAGAAAAAGGCCACCAAGAGAACAACCCCUCCCCCAGAGGACACAGAUGAGGAUUUUGAGAAGAGUAUCCUCGAAGAUCCGGACUUCAAUAGACUGAGGGAAGGCGUGGACGACUUGAGCAUCAGGAAAUACCUCUCUGGGAGUGUUAGUCAGAUUGGGACUAUAGUUCUGCAGCCUUGGGUGAAGUGGGGACCAAGAAUGAAGCAGAACACUUCUGCCCAAUUGAUGCUGGAAGAGGCGGCAACGUUGGUGUCUACACUUCCAGGAGUCAAGGUUGUGGCGAAGGAAGUGGUACCAGUGAAGAGUUUGGAUGGGAAGAUGAUAUUUGGUUCUGGAACCCUCGCAAGGCUUGUCUCAGAGGCUCGUUCCAAUAGGUUGGCAGUAUCUGUGUUUAUCAGUAUUGACAUGUUGAAGAGAAGUCAGAUACAAGAACUAGAAGCAGCCUUUGGGAUGAAGGUCUGGGAUCGGUACUCUGUAGUCCUUGGUAUCUUCCAACACAAUGCUCACACAAGAGAAGCUAAGUUGCAGGUUGCCCUAGCCGAGUUGCCUUACAUCAGGAAAAGACUGCCUGGAGAGAGAGAAAGAAUGAUUAUAAUGGAGAGAGAGAAACGUAUUCGUAAUGCCCUCAACAAACUAGCUGGGAAUAGAGCAUUAAUUAGAAGAGGGCGUUCCAGGUCAAAUUUACCCACUGUUGCCAUUGUAGGGUACACCAACUCAGGUAAAACAUCCUUGAUUCGAUCCAUCACUGGAGAUGAGAGAGCUGAAGGAAAGAACAGUCUCUUUGCUACCCUGGAUGUUACAGCUCAUGGAGGCAGACUUCCUUGUGGCCUUGAAGUUGCUUUUAUUGAUACUGUAGGAUUCAUACAAGACAUCCCCACAGAAUUGGUUGCAUCUUUUAGGGCAACUUUAGAAGAUGCUGUGUGUGCUGAUGUAGUGAUCCAUGUACGAGAUGCCAGCCACCCAGAUUAUGAGCUGCAAGGCAUUACAGUAAAUGAGACACUGUCAUCGCUCCCACUCUCUGAAGACACACCUGUUAUUACUGUAGCAAACAAGGCUGAUUUAACAUUGGUGAAGCCUGAAAAUGAAUUUGGAGAACAUAUGCUGUCUGCUACCACUGGUCAAGGUAUUCCAGAAUUUUUAGAUUAUUUACAAGAAGUGGUGCUAAAGGUGACUGGGAGACGCUCAUGGCGAUUUUCCCUGCCUACAGGCUCCCCUGAAAUACAAUGGUUACGUAAUGUUGCUGGAAUAGUGAGUGAAGAGAUGGACCCAGAGAAUCUUCAGGUUACCAAGAUUGUUGCUGUUCUUACUGAUCAGGAAUUAGCUGUAUAUAAUCGCAAUUUUGGAAAGUCUUAGCUCUUAACAAAUUUAGAAUUCAUCAAUAGUGUGUUAAUGUAUAUAUAUAUCAUUGUUUCUUUUUCUGAGUUUUUUCUCUAAAGUUUAAGAGAAAAUUUACUUUUAUGGGUGACUAGAAUCCUCCAUUUUAAUACAAUGUAAAAUAAGAAAAAGUUUAUGGAUUCACAACACUUGUAUUACUAUCCAAAAAUAUUCAGUGCCCAUGUAAGAAAUUGUAAGAGGAAUAUGCUGUUUAAUCCAGUGACUGCAGAUGUCAUAGCAUAAUGCCAGAACAAUUUUAGUUUGUUAUUUGUCAUUACAUAGAGAUGGCUCCACAAGUGCUUGGUCACUUAGGAUGAGUCCUAGCUAUCUCUCCUGUUCACCCCUUUCCUUGAUUUUCAGAAAUAUUCUCUUUCAUUAUUUCACUAUUUUUUUAGUAUUUUAAUAACAUUACAAAUAGUUAUGUUAAUUAGUUUAAUAACUGCAUUGAUGUUAAUAGCAUUAGAACAAAAAAAAAUGCAAAUUCAAAAAAUGGGAAAUCAUUUGGUCAUUAGCACCUGCUAAUUGGCUCUUUAGUGGCUGAGCACUUGUGGAGCCAUCUUCGUGUCUCAAAAUUCACUAAAAAGGAUAGUGGGUUUUACAUAAGCUGUAAGCAUAUAAGUUGGUAUGCAUUCACUUCAAAAUUAGUUUUAAUAAAGUUCUUUUGAGACAUGCAUAUAA
Messenger RNA from Penaeus monodon (black tiger shrimp), 2892 nucleotides. Its product is annotated as putative GTP-binding protein 6. Gene Ontology annotation, molecular function: GTP binding; ribosome binding. NCBI's taxonomy places the organism in Eukaryota, Metazoa, Arthropoda, Malacostraca, Decapoda, Penaeidae. The transcript is spliced from 10 exons. The coding region runs from base 559 to 2193 and encodes 544 amino acids. The record is from RefSeq and is a predicted model, not a curated record. Gene Ontology annotation, cellular component: cytoplasm.